AUGCCUGUCGGCGGCUGCUUCUGCGGAAACAUCCGCCUUGAAUCUGAUGUCCAGCCUGUCACCAGUGCUCUCUGCCACUGCACCGACUGCCGCAAACUGACCGGAACCCUAUUCACCUACAGCUUCGUCUUCAAACGGCCCGAUAUCAGCAUCACGGGGAACCCCAAAGAGAUCGCGAAAUCGUCUGAUAGCGGCAACAGAAUCAAGAAUUAUUUCUGUCCUGAUUGCGGAACGCCAAUCUAUGGAUUCAAAAUCAAGCCUUCUGGAGAAGAAGAUGAGAUUCUGAUUGUCCGGGCGGGGAUAUUUGAUGAUAUGGAGCUGCUGAAUGAGCAGAGACCUGUUGCUGAGUUGUAUGUUAAGGGCAGGGUGGGCUGGGUGUGUCCUCUCGAGGGGACGCAGCAGUUUGAGGGGAUGUUGCCGGUGCCGUUGUGA
Molecule: messenger RNA, 432 nt
Organism: Aspergillus puulaauensis
Lineage: Eukaryota; Fungi; Ascomycota; Eurotiomycetes; Eurotiales; Aspergillaceae
Product: GFA family protein
Exons: 3
Coding region: 1-432 (143 amino acids)
Molecular function (GO): carbon-sulfur lyase activity
Source: RefSeq, a predicted model, not a curated record